Manacus vitellinus (golden-collared manakin) is the source of this 1667-nucleotide messenger RNA. It is a transcript of the gene BORCS7, whose product is annotated as BLOC-1 related complex subunit 7. The record is from RefSeq and is a predicted model, not a curated record. The coding region runs from base 1 to 384 and encodes 127 amino acids. Gene Ontology annotation, cellular component: BORC complex. NCBI's taxonomy places the organism in Eukaryota, Metazoa, Chordata, Aves, Passeriformes, Pipridae. The transcript has 6 exons.
AUGGCGGGCCGGCGAGGCUUUGCGGGCAGCCGCGGGGGCCCUGGCUCUGACCGAGAAGGUGACAAGCGUUGCGGCACCGACGUGAUCGCCCUCACCAGCAGUGCUGAAGGCUCCCGAAGCGCCCGACUCCUGGGUCAAGCUGCGAGGAACAUGGUGAUGCAAGAAGAUGCCAUCCUGCACUCGGAAGAUGUAAGCUGUGUUCUUCUGCUCGAGCAACACUUGCACUGUGAUUUUGUAAGCAUUCAUUCUUUGUUUUGUUCUCCACAGAGUUUAAGAAAAAUGGCUAUAAUAACCACUCAUCUACAGUACCAGCAAGAAGCAAUUCAGAAGAACGUCGAGCGGUCGUCAAACCUUCAGGACCAGCUGAAUCACUUGCUGAAGUGAAGGGGAGCCAAAGGCACGAGGAUGUCUCAACUGGCACUGAGGGAAGCAAAACAUCUUCUACCAUCCAGCCCUGGGGUUCAGAACUAUGUCUGGAUCAUGCUGGAUGUCAGCUGGAAUAUGUGUAGAGUCUGUGUUUCUGGGCAUGUGGUCCCCUUUCAUGUGCCUCCAUCCACACCUCUGCUCCGGAACGCUCACCUGUGCCCAGCUGAACCCAACUCACCUGAAACUUUGCUCCCUCCAGCAAUUCCCGUGUCCACUUACUUGCCAUGUAGGGUGAGGUGCUCUGCUCACACCAGCAACCCUGGAAAGAAGUGCAUAGAGUUGAGCUGUGGGGUUUAAAUGCAGGUACUUGCAGCUUGCCACUGGUCUGUAUUUAGCCACAGAGGUGGCACAGAGUGCAGUUUAUUUAGGGCAUGUUAAUCAGUGGGAGCUGCAAGUGCCUGGGUGGGCGAGAGGUGCUUCAGUAUUGGCUGAGGUGCCAGUCCCAGCCCAGAAUUUCUGAAACCAGGAAUCUGGGCACACACCUCUGCCAGUGGUCUAGCUGGAUGUUGUUUGGCCAGCAUCCUGGUCAGAGGUUAUCUUAUUUUCCACUGUGCCAGAAUUUGGAAUGUCAGCCCCUUGCCAGCCCAUCUGCGCUGCAUUCAGCCUUCAACUGCAUUCUUUUUCCUGGGCUGCUGCUCCAGCUAUUGAUGAAGCAGCCUUGGCUGUGGUGUGUGUUUGUAUCUGGUUGGGAAGGUAUCCAAAGGCCCAGCUGGGAAGUAGGCAGGAGAGCAUCAUGAGCUGGUGUGCCCAGUUCUGCACUGCUCUGUUGAGGACUAGUGACCUGUUCACAUCCUGGGGAGUUACACCAGGCCCAGGCUAUAAACACUGUGUCUUGUUUUUGAUAUGUCACUUAUCUGGAGCACUUGGAGUGCACGGGAAGCACUUGUUUCCCUGAGUGUGCUUUUCACCAGCUGAUAGGAGCAGUCAGGCUGAGAGUGGGCAUUGGCCUGCCACAUUCCUGUUGGAGCGCUGCUGGGGUUUGGCUCCUGUGCUGCAGAGCCUUCUCCUGGGCUGGAUUUCACCAUUCCUGCCAGGACCACUGCCUGUUUGGGCUUCACACAAUGGCACCACAGCUCCUGCAUCCCCAUGAAGGUGCCACUGUUAGCCCAGGGGCCAUUGUGGGUAUUUUUGCCUUGGGUGGGGUCCUGAUCCCCAGCUUUGCAAUGGGAGUGAGGGUUUUCCCUGAGGUACUGGAGAAGCUGCAAUAUUCUUGCUGGGAAUAAAAGCUGUCCUGAACACCA